Dendrobium catenatum is the source of this 1873-nucleotide messenger RNA. RefSeq lists its product as uncharacterized. Bases 200 to 1582 code for a protein of 460 amino acids. The transcript has a single exon. Lineage: Eukaryota; Viridiplantae; Streptophyta; Magnoliopsida; Asparagales; Orchidaceae. The record is from RefSeq and is a predicted model, not a curated record.
UGUGUGUGAACUGUCCAUCCAAUUUCGCAAAUCUCAACAUUCUCUCUCAUCAACCUUUCUUCUUUCUCUCCGAGACGACCAAGAGGUCAAAGAAAUUUAUUAGUCUCUUUCUAACUCUCUUCCCGGCUUGCAUAGCUGUAUAAAACUUCACUCUUCCGUUCGCGUCUUCUCCUCUUCGACACCCCCUCUACUGACUGAAAUGGCUUCCUUCCUUUCCUAUCAGGCCACAGCCACCGUCCUCCUCCUCUUCAUGUUCCUCUCCACCUUUCUCCCCUCUUCAAUCUCCUCCUACAACAAUGUCCAGCCGAAACCCAAAAGAAAUCUCCUUUCAAUUAGCUACAAAGAGGAUCUCAGCUCUCCAAUCCUCAAAUCCAAAACCCCUCCCAAGAAGAAACCUGUUUCAGAAUCCCUCGCACCAGUGAACAAAACCAAAUCACUCAAACCGAAGAAAACCAAUUCCACCAUCUCCCCCUUCUCGGUCACCAUUUCCACUCCCACUACAAAGUCCAAGCUCAACAAAACACUCUCAUCCACCGCCAAAUCCAAGCUUAACAAAACCCUAACAGCCAUUCCCACUUCUCCCAAGGCCAAGCUCAAUAAAACCAGCAUCGCCUCCAAAUCGAACACCACCAAGCUCCUCAAACCCAUCAAACCCCUCAAAUCCAAUUCCACAAAAACCUUCCCCCUCAAGUCCAAUUCCACCAAAUCCCAUCAAAUCAAAUCGCCAAAUCCUGCUUCCAAAACUCAGAAGAACCACGAUGUGAAAGAUCUGCCCACAGCUAAACCUAAAUCCAUACCCAAAUCCUCAAAACCUAAAGCCUCGUCGGAAAACUGGCUUGACGACAACGAAAUUGCCGGAGACGAUGACGACAUCAUCGCGGAGUUCCGGGAUCUCCCUUCCCGUCUCCAAUCGGCCAUUGUUCCUGAUCUUCACAAGCUCUCCACAACAUCGAGGCUCUACCUAUCCAAAACCCACCGCGAGAUCGCCGCCGGAGUAAAGCCUUUCGUCGGGAAAAAAUACGCACCCUCGAUUGCCUCCGCGGCUUCCGCGGGUCUACUCAUUCUCCCCUUGCUUCUAGUCUCCGCCCUCUUCCGCCACCUGCUCCGCACCGGAAGCUCCGCUUCCCUCUACCGCUGCCUCCUCUUCGGCCAGGCUUACCUCGCCAUCUACUUCGCCACGCUCUCCCUCACUGCCGUAGUAACGGGACUCGAGCCGCUCAGAUUCUUCUACGCCGCCUCUCCUGGCGCAUACGCGUGGACGCAGGCCGUGCAGACUUUUGGCUACGUGGUCUACUUGAUCGCGCAGCUGAUCGUUCUCAUAGUCGCGUUCUCCGCCGGCGAUGGGGAAGGAAUUGCGGGUAAGGCCGUGAGCCUUGCACAGAUGCUGCUUGGCUUGGCGGUGGGGAUGCAUUAUUACAUUACUGUUUUUCACCGCGCGGUGACAGGCGACGCACCGCGGGCCAAUUGGAAGGUGCACGGGAUCUACGCAGCGUGCUUCGUCGUAAUAUGCGGGCUGGGUCGGGCCGACCGACGGAAGAAGGCCUACACGCAGGAUGGUGGGGACGAUGGAAAGAAAAGUUAGAGGAAAAGGAGCGUUCCAUAUUUUUAUAUUUCAUGGAGGUAUUUUAAGGUAAUUAUUUAUUGAUGGGUCAUCUGCGAAUUAUUAUGUUAGUUUCGUUGCAAGUUGGGAGAAUCCCAUUGUUAUCUGCUGCUUUUUUUUUUAUUAUUAUUUUUCCUUUUAAAACGAAAGUGGCAAUUUAUAAUUUAGAAAUGUAGUUGGACUAUUUGUAUUUGGAUCAAAGUGCAAUAAAUCACCGACACAGUGAUAGAAAGGGCAAGUCCAUGUCUGAAUUGAAAAGCUUUUAAAUCUUUA